AUGGGAAUGAAUUAUAAAACGCAAAUUUCCUUGUGGAGACCGACAAAUUUAUUGAAUAUGAACACUAUAGAGUACAGAAUGGUUUGAGGGUCUUGUUUUAUUUGAUGUUCAACCAGUUGAAAUGUGUAGUUGGUAUUUAUUGGGAGUUUUCCAACACCCACAAAGCCUAUUGCUGUCUAGAGUCUCAUUUCUUGUCUAUCUGCUCAAUUCUUCUCAUCCUUUGACAGUGUUUUUUAAUUGCAUUGGGAGGAUCAUAGAAUGGUGAUGGGUAUUAGUUUUUGACUGUAAAUUCGGGGAGAUGGAUGGUGUUGCUGUUUUCAUCCUCAACCUCAGUGUCCUGUUGUUGCUUAUGGAGUUUUCUUUGUCAUAUCCCCUUUGCACCACUUUACGAGUGCCAGUUCGUCAAGAGACUCCUCUUGCGUUCUGUCAAUACAAUGGAAGUGUUUGCUGUAAUUCUACUGACGAUCUACAACUGCAGAAUCAAUUAAAGGCAAUGAAUAUCUCUGAUCCUGGUUGUUCUUCUGUUAUGAAAUCUGUCCUUUGUUCGAAAUGUGACCAGUUUUCAGCUGAGCUAUACCACAUUGAAUCAGUACCACGAUCGGUUCCUGUUUUGUGUAAUUCCUCUGCUUCAGCCAACUCAACUGAGUCGCAACUUUCUACAACUCAGUUUUGUUCAAAAGUUUGGGAUGAAUGCCAUAAUAUAUCUAUUUCAAAUUCUCCUUUUGUGCUACGAGGUGAAGUUGGAGUAGUGAAUAAUUCUGUUUCCAAGCUGACUGAUUUUUGGCAAAAAAUUACUUUCUGUGAUGAAUUCGGCGGGGACUCAGAUGCUGGAUCAGUGUGUUUUGAUGGUGGACCAGUGUCACUGAAUCACUCUGAGAGUCCAAGUCCACCAACAGGUGUUUGCCUUGAGAAAAUUGGGAAUGGAUCCUACCUUGACAUGGUGGGCCAUCCUGAUGGUUCAGAUCGUGUCUUCUUAGCUAACCAGGCAGGAAAGAUUUGGUUGGUGACUGUUCCUACCCAGGGAUCUGGAGAAAUUUUAAAACUUGAUGAAUCAAAUCCUUUUCUCGAUUUAACGGACGAAGUACAUUUUGAUUCUGAGUUAGGAUUGAUGGGUAUAGCAUUUCAUCCCAGCUUUGAGCGAAAUGGUCGUUUCUUUGCUUCUUUUAACUGUGAUAAGGUCAAAUGGCCACAAUGUUCAGGAAGAUGUUCAUGCAACUCUGAGGUGGGAUGUGAUCCUUCAAAACUUAGUCCUGACAAUGGAGCACAGCCAUGUCAAUAUCACAGUGUCAUAGCAGAGUUUACGGCUAAUGGUAGCACAUCAAAUCCUUCUUUGGUAACUAUAGCCCAACAACUGGAGGUUAGAAGAAUUUUCACCAUGGGUCUUCCAUUUACUUCACAUCAUGGUGGUCAGAUUCUCUUUGGACCUAAAGAUGGUUAUUUAUAUUUUAUGAUGGGUGAUGGUGGAGGUAGUGGUGAUCCUUAUAAUUUCUCACAAAACAAGAAAUCCCUGCUUGGAAAGAUUUUGAGACUUGACGUAGAUGGCAUACCAAGUGCGAAGACAAUAAGCGACUUGGGUUUAUGGGGAAAUUAUUCGGUCCCUAGUGAUAAUCCAUUUGCUGAAGAUAAUGAAUUGCAGCCUGAGAUUUGGGCAUUAGGAUUCAGAAAUCCUUGGAGAUGCAGUUUUGAUUCAGAAAGACCUUCCUACUUUAUGUGUGCUGAUGUUGGUCAGAACGCAUAUGAAGAGGUUGAUAUUAUCACCAAGGGUGGUAACUAUGGUUGGCGUGUUUAUGAGGGCCCAUAUAGAUACCAUCCCCCAAAUUCUCCUGGGGGCAAUACAUCAGCCAGUUCCAUAGACCCAAUCUUCCCUGUAAUGGGGUACAACCACUCUGAUGUAAACAACUCUCAAGGAUCUGCUUCAAUUACAGGUGGCUAUUUCUAUCGGUCGUUAACCGAUCCGUGCUUGAAUGGACGGUAUCUUUAUUCAGAUUUAUAUGCUGAUACCAUCUGGGCGGGCACAGAAAUCCCAGAAAAUAGUGGCAACUUCACCGGUACUCGGGUUCCUGUGAGUUGCGCUCGCGACUCUCCUAUCCAGUGUGAUAUGGAAGGAGGAAAUUCCGCUCCCUCAUUGGGCUUCGUUUUCUCUUUAGGUCAAGAUAACAGGAAGGACGUCUACAUUUUAGCGAGCAGUGGAGUGUAUAGAAUUGUUGGUCCUAGUCGGUGCAACUACACUUGUUCAAAGGAAAAUGUUACUACUUCAACAACUACUCCAAGUUCUUCUCCUCCCCCUUUUCCCUCAACUGAAAAGUCUGAGGCAGCCAUUCAUAGUGUCGCUGCGCUUCACUUCUUCAUCGUUGCUUUCGCUAGGUUUGCCCUAUACUAUGUAGCAUAUGUUUAGUUCUCUAUCAUUCUAAAUAUUUUAAAGAUGUAAAUUUUAUUGAAUUCUCAUAAUUCAGUAAUUAAUAAAGUAAUGUAAUUUGGUAUUUAAGUCUUCAUCAUAUUCUGUACUCUGGUUUUGUAAUGAAAUUUAUUCAACCUGGUUGUCCAACUGGAUGAGCUAAUAA
Messenger RNA from Tripterygium wilfordii, 2561 nucleotides. Its product is annotated as HIPL1 protein-like. Lineage: Eukaryota; Viridiplantae; Streptophyta; Magnoliopsida; Celastrales; Celastraceae. Bases 299 to 2395 code for a protein of 698 amino acids. The record is from RefSeq and is a predicted model, not a curated record. The transcript has 7 exons.